This is a messenger RNA of Sitophilus oryzae (rice weevil), 5554 nucleotides long. It is a transcript of the gene fra, whose product is annotated as neogenin. NCBI's taxonomy places the organism in Eukaryota, Metazoa, Arthropoda, Insecta, Coleoptera, Curculionidae. Bases 124 to 4584 code for a protein of 1486 amino acids. Gene Ontology annotation, cellular component: membrane. Gene Ontology annotation, biological process: cell-cell adhesion. The record is from RefSeq and is a predicted model, not a curated record. Gene Ontology annotation, molecular function: protein binding. The transcript is spliced from 24 exons.
GUCGGUUGAUGAAUGAGAUUUUAAGGUUGCUUUGCGUAUCGGUAGAAAUUUGUGAAUUGACUGAAUAAUAAACAAAUAUGAAUUAUAAACAAUAGACAAUUUAUUACGUGUGCAAUAUUAAAAAUGAAACGGACAUUUUAUGUGAAUUGUUCACUAUGUAAAUCUUUUUUUCUUCUGGCGGUAGCUACUGUUUUAACACCUACAACACAAGGUCAUGCAGUUUUGGAAUUUUCCGUGGAGCCCACCGAUACGGUGGUGGAAUCUGGCCAAUCAGCGGUUUUGGAUUGCGUGGUCAAAGCUUCCUACCAUCAGCAAAGCGUCCUGAUUCAGUGGCUGGAUCAAGAUGGUUCAAAGCUAACGUUUUUAAGUGAUCUAUACAGAUCUCAGUUAACAAACGGAUCCCUUUACAUCAAUAGUGUCAACGAAGAGCAAAGACUGACCGGGAUCUAUCAAUGUAUGGCAACAUUGCCAAACGUAGGAUCCAUCGUUAGUAGAACGGCCAAACUCAGUAUAGCUAAGUUAUCUGGGUUUUACGAAGAACCACGCGACAUAACCGUAUACCUUGGCCAAAGAGCUCAUUUCACCUGUUACGUAGACGCCGUACCAUCGCCGAGGAUACGAUGGUUGAAAGACGAACGACCCUUACAAAUUGACGACUUACGAAUGACCGUACUGCCCUCCGGAGCUCUGGAGAUCGACGAAGUUAUGGAAAGCGAUCAGGGAUCAUACAGAUGUAACGCAUCAGGAUUAAAUUCUUAUAAAUUAAGUAACAAAGCGCAUAUGUAUAUUAAUGGAGAUAUGGAACAGGCUGCGCAUAGUGCCGCUCCGAUGUUUAUAGCGCAGCCCCGGACAUCCACUGUUAUUGAAGGUCAGAAUAUAUCCCUUGACUGCGCCGCCAACGGCAAUCCCAAUCCAUCCAUUUCAUGGUUAAUAGAUGGAUAUCCAAUUGAUAUGAACGAUUUGGAUAGUAGAUUUAGUUUGGUCGGAUCGACUAGUUCCCUUAGGAUUACGAAAAUCCAAGAACAAGAUGGCGGUACUUAUCAGUGUCGAGCACAAAACCGAGAAGAUAGUUUAGACGCUUUUGCCCUUAUUGAAAUUCAAGUGCCUCCUAGAUUUUUAAAGAAACCCGAAGAUAGGACAGAAUAUUCUACAAAAGAUAUAGAAUUAGAAUGUAGCGUAUAUGGUAUACCCGAACCGAAAAUUCAAUGGUUCAAAGACGGUGAACUAGUCAAGUAUUCUGAAUACUAUAAACUUGUAAAUGGAAAUAAUUUGAAAAUAAUGGGACUCCUUGUUUCUGAUUCUGGAAUUUUUCAAUGUUUUGCAACUAAUCCGGCUGGCAAUAUCCAGGCUGCAGCUAGCCUGAAAAUCUUAACUAACCCCGUCGACAAGAAAAAGCCCCCGAAACCCCGAUCGAAAAAAGUCCAACCCAGACCGCUGGACUCCUCGUACAAAAAACACUCCAUGUCCCUGUUCACUUCGCUGCAAUCCGAGGACGGUGGCAAGUUGGGAGACGUGGACUUUGGACAUCUGUCCAAAUCGGGCGGCAGCGGUCAGGGUGGCGACUACGAUCCGCACCGGGCUUUCAGUUCGCUAAAGAGCAGCGAGUCGAACGACGAAGUUAACCUGGGCGAUAUCCAAUCUGCAUUCUCCUUUCCGAACACCGUUUCAGCUGGCAAUUCGGAGCGGAAAGUGUCCGAAGGCCUACCCAGCGCGCCGCUGGAUCUCAAGUCGGUCAUUACCAAGGCCAGGUUCGUGAUCCUGAGCUGGAAGCCGCCCCUGGAGAACGCCAACAACGUGGAAGCGUAUUCGAUUUAUUACCGGCAAGAGGGAAGCGACAGGGAAAGAUUUCAAAACACAUCAAGGUCUAAAUUAGAAGAAAUAAAUAUUGGCGGCCUAUCACCUGGUAAAGUAUACCAUUUUCGAGUGGUACCGAUAAGUGCCAAUGGUCCAGGACAUUCCUCAACUACCCUCACAAUUACGACAUUAUCCGAGGAGCAUGUUCCUAGUGCUCCUCAGAACUUUGAAGCCUACAGCACUACGCCAAGGAAUAUACACGUCAGUUGGAAGCCCCCAGAAGUAUCAAAUGGAAAAAUUUUGCGAUAUACAAUCUACUACAUGGAGACUACUUCAUCAGUUGAGCACAAUCUAGAUACAACUGAACUUUCAACUGAUAUAAGUGGCUUAAACCCUUAUACUGAAUACAGUAUAUGGGUUGUUGCCGUGAAUCCCAAUGGUGCAGGUGCAGCUACAGAAGAAAAGUUAGUGCGCACCUUUAGUGCUCCGCCAUCCGAAGCACCCAGCAAUGUGACCGUUGAACCUGCUAGCACUAGCAUUCUCGUAAGAUGGGAACCACCACCGAUAGAGUCCCAAAAUGGCGUCAUAGUGGGUUACAAAAUCAAAUAUCGCAAAACUGGCAAAGGAAAGGGAACCACAUAUACUACCCCAGCAAACGACCGGGAUUACGUAAUCAAAGAUUUAGAAAAGGGCGUUUCCUAUCAAAUCAGAGUCUGGGCAAUGAACGUCAAUGGAACAGGACCGGCUUCGGACUGGGUCGAAGUAGAAACAUUUCAAAACGAUUUGGACGAAAGUACAGUGCCAGGGCAGCCAUCUGGAUUGAAAUUUAAAACUACUUUUGAUAAAUUAUAUGUCAUCUGGUCACCACCGACAAAUCAAAACGUUCGAGUGCGUAGCUAUAUACUUGGAUGGGGAAAAGGAGUACCAGAUAUUUAUUCACAUGAAUUAGAUGAAAGAAAUAGGACCUAUGUGAUAGAAGGAUUAGAACCAAACUCGGAAUACGUUUUAAGUAUAAGAGCGAGUAACAGUAUGGGUCCAGGUCCUCCCAUAUACGCCACUGCCAAAACUCAAGAUGAGCCCCCUCCUGAACCAGCGGCUGCACUGAUGCCGCCUUUAGGCUUGAAAGCGCAUGUCUUAAGCACUACUUCUGUAGUUUUGUACUGGACAGAUCCAACACUGAAACAACAGAUCGUACGAGACAACCGAUAUUAUACUGUUAAAUACACUUCCGAAACAUCAACAAAACCGAAGAUGAUCAACGUAACAGAUCUAAAUACGAUGAUUAACGAUUUAAAACCGAAUACGCUCUACGAGUUUGCAGUAAAACUAGUAAAAGGUCGCAGAGAAAGUUCAUGGAGUAUGGUUGUUCAAAACAGAACGUGGGAAUUACCACCUAACGUAGCACCAAGAGAUGUCGAUGUUCAUCUUAAAGAUGAGGAUUCACAAUUGGUCGAAUUGACUUGGUUACCUCCGAAGAUUACUAAUGGUCGAAUAACAGGAUAUGUCAUCCUUUAUACGGACAAUAAGACGAAAACGGAGGCCGAAUGGCAAGUGCUGGUUAUUAAGGGCGACAAUCAUUCAACCAUUAUAUACGACCUGAAACCUUUCACGGUCUACUACUUUAAAGUUCAGGCCAGGAAUAGCAGGGGCUACGGGCCCUAUUCCAAUAUAGUCUCGUUCAGAACCGGGCAAAAUGUUGCACGGCAUGCUCCAGUUCAAGGAUCAGCAGAAGGUGGUGGUGUUUUUUCAAGAAAAGUAUUACUGUACACUACCAUAGGUGGGUGUUCUCUUGCAAUAGUAACCGGCGCUGUUGUGGUUAGCUACCUUUGCUGUAGAAGAAGAGAGACUAACUUAGCCUCUCCAAGUCGAGACAAGAAAGGUUAUCAAAAAGGUAAUCAAGGAGUAAAACCUCCAGAUCUCUGGAUUCAUCACGAUCAGAUGGAGCUAAAAGCUAUGGAAAAGCGGCACUCGAACCACGAUGGCGCUAGUAGCAGUGGUGCGCUAACACUGCCACGUAGUGUCGCAGGGAAUGACUACGAAACGCACGAUAGUAUUCAUAGCAAUUCAUUAGACAAACGAAGUUAUGUUCCUAGUUAUGGUGAAGAUAAAUUCAAAAAACCAGUCAGAACAAAGAUCACACUUCCAGUGGAUUCUAAACCGCCCAGAGAGCCGAUAGCAACCCCUAUAAAUACAACGACUUUAAGUCAGUCAAGUUCCGAUUCAACACCGUCCACUAGACCAAACUACCCCAGAACAAAUUAUCAGGUUCCACGAACAACGCACAUGUCAGUGGAAACCACCCCAAAUAACACUGCAGUCGAAAACGUGUAUUCUGCUCAUCCAGGCAGUACAAACUUUGAGAGUAGCAACUCUAAUCCGUCUACUUACUUAAGCCAAGCUCCUCCUGGUAGUACUUACGCUCCUGGAAUGAACGUUCUGGCCGAGUCGCAAGCAGGAAAAAGGAUACAAGCUCAAGGGCAUCCGCUUAAAAGUUUUACUGUGCCUGCACCACCGCCAGUAUCGGCUCCUGGCACACCUCAACCGAAACAUAUUGUUACAGUUCGGCCUACUUCAUCCCCCUACAAAAAGCCUAACACCAGCAGCUCAAGCACUCUAACAAGUACACCUCCAUCCAGAAUAAGCGCUUCUAAUCCUCCUCCGCAUACGGCCGAAGAGAUACAACGACUGCAACCGUCUCAUUCCACUGAGGAACUGAAUCAAGAGAUGGCCAACUUAGAGGGGCUCAUGCUAACGCUUAACGCCAUCACAGCUAACGAAUUUGAGUGCUAAUUUAGGUGUGUAUGGCGUUUUUAUAACUUUCGACACUCAAAAAUUUAGUACAAAAGGCUAUAUGUUUACCGAAAAUGUAAAUUCGGUUUCUUUUGCUCAUUCAGAGCACACUGAUAUUCAGAUUAUUCUGAACUAUCUGGAUAUUUAAAGCCAGCCUUAGACUGCUCUAUUUAUAUACAUAUUUUUUAUUUAGUGAGAUUGUACGUACUCCGAGAACGUUUUAUGUUGUGUACCCAUAUUAACGAGGAUGUUUAAUAAUUUAUAACUGAUUGUUAGUUUUUAUCAGUUAUGCCGUUAAAAUUUGAUACGUCAUCAAGAGCAGACAGACUAUCAUUGUCAAAUUUCAUUUAGUUUUUAAACAAUUUUUCGUUAUUUUGGAAAAGGUAAGGUUUAGUGAUGGGAAUACCGGUUCCACAUGAGUCGCGUUACAAUAGCGACCGUUCCAGAAAAAUACCGCGACAAAAAACCGCGAUUUUGUAAUCGAGGUUCCAACUUCCUAAGUGUCGCGGUCCUCGUUUAUGUAGUAUUUCUGGCAUUGGUACCUACUUUUAUUUUAUACUACCUACCUAGUCCCACAAACCACUGUCAAAGAAAAUUCUUUAUUGGUGACCGGUUUCGGCAAUUCCAGCCAUCAUCAGACCUUAAACAUAGAUAUAAACAGUAAAACUUAUAUAAAUGUAUAAAAACAAAUAAAAUUUUCAUUUUAUUUUAUUUGCUUUUACGUUUCAUCUUUGAAAUAACGCUAUUUUAUACCAUGCUUAAUACAUACCAAAUAUCGUUGUUUCAAAAGUAACGUAGCGACGGGAGCACCAACGCCAAUAGUAACUGACCCAAUCGCUACAGGCGAAAACGAAACCCUAGAAGCGCUCCAGCGACUGCUGGAACGAAGUAAGCCGCCUCCGAGGUCGAGCGUCGAUAACCAGUUACAGUACGUCUGUCCGUUUUGUAGCUACGGGGUAUCCGUGAGAGG